AUGCGUAUCCCAACCAUCCUCCUCGCAGCGCUCCUCCCGCUUCUAGCCUCUGCAGUCGCCCUCCCAGAGUCAUCCGACUGCGCUACGGGCCCAAUUCCCACUACUACUACGACUAAAACAGUCUAUAAUGAUAAGCGUACUGCUACAUCAGACUGUUCGAUUCCAACCACCACAAUCACCAAAACCGUUUACAACGACAAACGUAACCCAACUUCUACGUCAUCUGCGCCAGCUGCAAAAUUCACCGUUAAAGUCGGCGGCUUGCAAGGGAAUGUGAUUGGGGGGACACCCAUCCUAAAGUACGACCCCGAAUUUAUCGACGGCGCCAAAGUUGGAGAUGUCGUGGCCUUCCAGUUUUUGGCAAACAACCACACGGUCACCCAGGCUGAUUUUGCGGCGCCUUGUGUACCAAAGGCUGGGGCUUUUGAUACUGGUUUCAUGCCCAAUACGGCAAACACACUUGGUGCGGUAACAAGUUUCUUCACAGUUAAAGAUACCAACCCGGCCUGGUUCUACUGCGCACAGCCUGGAAAUGGUAAGCCCCAUUGUCAAGCUGGGAUGGUAUUCGCCAUAAAUCCUCCCAAAUCUGGCGACAAAACACUCGACGCCUUCCGCUCUGCCGCCGCGCUUGUUCCUGUACCAUCCUCCACCCCUGCCACGGCCACUACAACUACCCCAUCUGUUGCUAGAGCAACAUACAUGGUCAAGGUUGGAGGACGUGGAGACGAUGGGAAGCCAAUCCUCAAAUACGACCCCGAAACAGUCAAUGCCAAGGCCGGUGACAUUGUCAAAUUCAAUUUCCUACUCGCAAACCACACUGUUACUCAGUCAAGCUUUGACACUCCAUGUACCGGCAUAGACGGAGGUUUCAAGACGGGUAUUCAGAGUAACCCUGGAAAUGUUGACGGGUUGUUUAUCAAGGAGUUUAUUGUGGUUGAUGACAAGCCAGUCUGGUUCUACUGCGGUUUUGGGGCCCAUUGUCAGGCUGGCAUGGUUUUCUCAAUCAACCCUGGCAACAAGUUUGAUGAGUUCAAAUCGAAGGCAAAGGCAUCUCCUCCCAAGAAUGCCACAGGCGGUAGCGGCGGUAAUGGUGGAAGCAAUGCAACCAUAACAGAACCAGUAACACAUAUCGUAAUCGUUGGAGGACUCAGCAACGACGGAAAGACACCAAUGCUACGAUACAUGCCCGACAAUGUCAUCGCUAAGCCCGGUGAUAAGAUUCUCUUUGAUUUCAAGGCGGCAAACCAUACAGUGACCCAGAGCUCUUUCGAGCAGCCAUGCCAGGCUCUGGACGGAGGCUUCAAGAGUGGUGUUAGGAUGAACCCAACCGAUAUCACUGGGCUCUCGACAUUCCAGAUCGAUGUGAAGGAUGAUAAGCCAAUCUGGGUGUAUUGCGGUGUGGGCACGCAUUGUCAGAAGGGGAUGGUAUUUGCGGUGAAUGCGGGCAAUAAACUGAGUGAUUUCCAGACCGCCGCGAAGAACUCGGCGCCAAGGUCUUCAUAG
Molecule: messenger RNA, 1503 nt
Organism: Morchella importuna
Lineage: Eukaryota; Fungi; Ascomycota; Pezizomycetes; Pezizales; Morchellaceae
Exons: 2
Coding region: 1-1503 (500 amino acids)
Source: RefSeq, a predicted model, not a curated record